GAUCUGUAUGCAGUUGGUUUUAUGUCUCUUCUCUCGUCAUUCUUUCCAGUUUUUCCAACCGGAGCAUCGCUUUCGCGAUCUGCCGUUUGUGAAGCGUCUGGUACCAACACACAAGUGAGGAAUGCGAAUUAUCGCGUUUAUUCGUGCUAA
Messenger RNA from Anisakis simplex (herring worm), 150 nucleotides. NCBI's taxonomy places the organism in Eukaryota, Metazoa, Nematoda, Chromadorea, Rhabditida, Anisakidae. The record is from the annotation of a GenBank genome assembly.